AUGGACUGGCCGACGUUUCGUAUGCGGAAUGCGGAAGUGCAGGAAAGGUGCUGCAAGCCUGCGGCCGAGACGCUUUACUUCCACUACGGAGUCGAUUUUCCGUACUCUCCGAGAGUACAUGGUUUUCUGUGCCCUGAGUCAGUCCUUCAGAAAGAAAACGCUAAUGAAUUGUUGCUGGUUCAGUCUUGUUCCUGGCUGACUUGGCAGGCUGUUGUUUCGUCUGACCGAACCUGCUUAUCACCCACUGAUCGUGUCAGAUGCUGUGCCGAAUCCAAUUGGAGAUCUGUAACUCUCAGCAGUGGAUGGCGGUCUUCGAUGAAUUACGAAUCUACACGGUUGUAUGCCAACCCACUUUACAGUGGCGAUGAAUUUGGACGUUGA
Aspergillus niger is the source of this 381-nucleotide messenger RNA. RefSeq lists its product as hypothetical. Bases 1 to 381 code for a protein of 126 amino acids. Lineage: Eukaryota; Fungi; Ascomycota; Eurotiomycetes; Eurotiales; Aspergillaceae. The transcript is spliced from 3 exons. The record is from RefSeq and is a predicted model, not a curated record.